Molecule: messenger RNA, 228 nt
Organism: Ambispora gerdemannii
Lineage: Eukaryota; Fungi; Glomeromycota; Glomeromycetes; Archaeosporales; Ambisporaceae
Source: the annotation of a GenBank genome assembly
AUGGGACGAAUGCAAGGAGAUGAAGGUCCAACAGACUUCCCGGGUUUUAAACCACCAGGCUACACCAUUGUUACUGUGGAAGAUUUCGAGAAAUUUUUUCAAGAAAGUCCUCCAAAGAUUGAAAGUUUAUCUGAACAAGUAAAAGAACCAUUAUCUUUAGAUCUAUCUAAAGUAGGCGCUUUAUUAAAUAUAGAUUUGGAGAAAUGUAAAACAGAUGCAGGCUUCUAG